Molecule: messenger RNA, 1255 nt
Organism: Eremomyces bilateralis CBS 781.70
Lineage: Eukaryota; Fungi; Ascomycota; Dothideomycetes; Eremomycetales; Eremomycetaceae
Exons: 1
Coding region: 397-1083 (228 amino acids)
Source: RefSeq, a predicted model, not a curated record
UUUUGUUUAAUCAUUUUCAGGUGGUGUUGUACACUGCCACAGUAUUUGAAACUACCUCCUCUCCUUAGAAACCGUCAAGUGGUUGAGAGUACACCAGAACCUAAUGCGGCAACUUCAUGCCAUUCGUAGCGGCAUAGAUGGAAGAAUGAACAAACAGUGCGCCAUUAAGCGCUUCUCAAGGCGUUCAGCAAGCCGCCACAAAUCGGAGAUCCUAUAUUAAGGAGCAGAUGCACCGGGGUGGCGCGGGACAUUUGCGGUGCAAACAUUCUUACCGUCCACAUCCAUCAUACUUUCGAUGCGUCGGCUGGAGAUUCCUAGUUUCAGCUGGUACCCGAGCAGGCACACCAGUAGAGAUUCUGAGGUGGCCAUAGGGGAGAUGCAAAGGGACGCAAGGUGAUGCACGACGUUGACGACGAUGUCGAUAUCGGUAUAUCGCUAGUCCAGAUUAGGACGGGCUACGCAGCGUGGCUCUCGCGUGGCUUGCGUCUUGUGAUGAAGCUGAACCUCGUCUUUGCAUUCCAACCAUCCCACGUUGGUGCAAGUCCUCCGCUUCCCAUUGCUGCAGCUUUCGCGGUCCAGAUUCCGGUCUCCAAAGCCAUCGUUGCGCCAGACCAUGCAAUGGACUGCGCGAUCAUGAGCCUCAGGUACGCAAGGCCCUGGAGCCGUCACUCACACCAUGCGAUUGCGCCUCCACGGAUCAAGCCUGCAUCCAUCACCAGCCGCAAAGGCCUUCCAUCGACAUUCGUCGGGACGAGUUUCCUAUAUGCAAUAGUUUGGGUGGGGCACGGCGCAUUGCCGACGGAUCGCCUGCGGCCCACAGGCCUACUCCAGCAAAUCGUAACCCAUGCAUCAAUUGCUCGAUUGUUCGUUUCAGACUUGAUAUCUUCCAUCACGGCCUUGUUCGCCUGUGACUGUAAAUCCUGUGCCCGUCGGUUCUCCAAUGAUGUUGCCACUGCUCUUCUGAGAGAUUCCGAACUAAGCUCUUGGGGUUGCUUCCACACUCCCAUCCCAUCAUCAGCUGGACUUUUGGGCUAUGCUCGUCCGGUUUGGUCAUUCGCGAACGGAUUCCCCGUCCAAUUGUAGCAGUAGAUCGAUCCAAACGGAGCAAUGGACAACGCCGGCUGGUAGUCUUGGCUUACAUCAACCUUCAAAUUGUCUUUUUAAGGCACAUCGCCAGUUUGAGGUUACGGUGCACCCUUUCACCAGGCGUCCUGUGAAGAGGUAUAUAUAAUAUAGGAGGCCUUAGGACACCAUU